Aspergillus caelatus is the source of this 612-nucleotide messenger RNA. RefSeq lists its product as uncharacterized. The record is from RefSeq and is a predicted model, not a curated record. The coding region runs from base 1 to 612 and encodes 203 amino acids. NCBI's taxonomy places the organism in Eukaryota, Fungi, Ascomycota, Eurotiomycetes, Eurotiales, Aspergillaceae. The transcript is spliced from 6 exons.
AUGACCAAGCCCAAUACUAAGCCAAUUACUGUCUGGCUGACCCGUAAGCCGAGUUGGCUAUCUGCUUCAUGGGCAGUCGUCCUGAUUCUUGAGGAACUCCAGGUUCCCUACGUGAUUGAAUCCUUCAGGUUUAAUGAUGUCAAGAACAGGCCCUGCACUGAUAUCUGCCCUAAUGGUGGAGUCCCAGGCAUGUACCACCACCUGGAGGAGGUCUACGACACGGAGAAAAAGGUGACCUAUGAGCCGCUUAACGAAAGGCAACUGCUGAACCAGUACCUUCAUUUCCAGAUGAGUGGACAAGGGCCUUACUAUGGCCAGGCUGGAUGGUUCAACGUUCUGUACCACGGAAGGAUUCCCUCCACCAUAGAGCGCUACAAUGGCCAAGUACGCCGCUUCCUGGACGUUUUAAGCACUUAUUUGUCAUUUAUGUCCUGGAACUGUCGCCUUGACAUGCUACUGCAGACGCCCCCGGGUGAGGACCCAUUAGCAAAAUACCCCGAUCUCAUCGAUGAUCAGGGGUUGAUGCCCAAUGACAUGCCCAAGGGGAUAAACAAUAUCAAAGAGUAUGAGGAGCAGAUUGCGCGGGAGGCCGCCGAGAAAGAAGAACAGUAA